UGAAGAAGUAACAUUUUAGAAAUCUGGUGGAAAACGACAUAUCUUGGAUACCACGUGAUCUGUUUAGCGGAACCAACAUUAGUUUUCUUGCCCUCAGUGCGAAUAAGAUCGGACCACUGAUCCCUGCAGAAGCAUUCAUUAACAUGCCGAAGCUAUUGUACAUAUCAUUCGACGCGAACGAAAUCAAGCAACUCUCUUGCACAGAAAUGAACUUCUUCUCUGCGUCUCCACUUCAGCAUCUGUGAGUAUUAUAGGCAAUAUAAUGUCAUUUUUAUUUGAUUUGUGUAGACUAUAUCGUCGUUUUUUUCAGAAAUUUAAGCCACAACCAAAUUUCAUGCGUUCAAGAACACACCUUCGAUGACAUGAAGUAUUUAAAGAUCUUAGAGCUUGGCCACAACAAGAUACCUGACUUCGGUAGCUGCUUGUUCAAAAACUUGACAGAAAUAAUGCACAUAGACCUCAGCCACAACGAAAUGACUGAAUUGAAACGUUUAGCGUUCAGUGAUCUGCCCAACGUAAAACGUAUUCGACUCCACAAUCAGAAGAUCGCAUGCAUUGACACUCACGCCUUUGUUGAUGUUCCCCGCAUUGGAGAGAUAUAUAUAAGCAGUAACCGAUUGCCUACUUUUCCACAUGCAACGUUUGAAUAUAGAAACUGGCCUUCUCUAUACUCAAUACACGCUGACAACAACCUGAUUCAAUCAAUCGAGGAAUAUCCGGAGGUUUCUUUCAAGGGGAGAGACUGGGAACGGUAUUGUCCUGGAAGGCAAAGUUUUAUUCCCUUUCAAAGUCUGGGUCAAAUAAGACAUUUGUAA
Ciona intestinalis (vase tunicate) is the source of this 815-nucleotide messenger RNA. The record is from RefSeq and is a predicted model, not a curated record. Lineage: Eukaryota; Metazoa; Chordata; Ascidiacea; Phlebobranchia; Cionidae.